Amborella trichopoda is the source of this 2496-nucleotide messenger RNA. RefSeq lists its product as uncharacterized. The record is from RefSeq and is a predicted model, not a curated record. Gene Ontology annotation, cellular component: Ino80 complex. Lineage: Eukaryota; Viridiplantae; Streptophyta; Magnoliopsida; Amborellales; Amborellaceae.
AGAGGGAGAAUAAUAAUAAUAAUAAAUCGAUGAGAGAGAGUCCAAAAAUAGAGCCCUGGUUCAAAGGCAUUGAUUUGGAUGCAAGAGAGGGCUCUCGCUUUGUUCUUCUGCAAUUUCUAGGGCAAGAUUUUGAUAUGAAGGAGAGCGCCCUCUGGAAAUUAUCUCUUUUUGGAUUUUGGCGAAAGAGGCCUAGGUCUAUGAGAAGCUAGGGUUUUGCAGAAUUGGGUAUUUGAGUGUACAUUAUCUUCUGAAUCUGGUUCAAUGGGCAAUCUAAAGAUUAGACAGCGAGUGCCAAGCAAGGGAGCAGAGGCUACGCUUUUUGCACAACUUACAACUGAUGGUGAGCAUGAGUGUGAGGAGAACAUCCUUAAUGGCGAGGAUUCUGGUCUAGAGUCAGAUGAUUUCACUAUUGCCGAUGUGGGUUGUGAAUUUGCCAUGCUUAGUGAUCAAAUUUUCAGUAUUCCUUAUGAACUCUUUGAUCUCCCAGAUCUAAAGGAAAUCCUAUCCUUAGAAAGUUGGAAUUCAUGCUUAACAGAGGAAGAAAGAUUUUCUCUCUCAGCCUACCUUCCUGAUAUGGACCAGGAAACAUUUAGGCUCACAAUGAAAGAGUUGCUCAAUGGUGAAGACCUAUAUUUUGGCAGUCCUUUAACGGAUUUCUUCAAUAGAUUGAAAGGUGGGUUCUUUCCUCCUCCGGUGACUCAUAACAGAGAAGGGCUCCUCUAUUUACAGAGGAAAUUGCACUAUGUCUCACUGAGAAGAUACCAAGAGCAAAUGUUGGAGACCUUCUUGAAUAUGAAGAAGAAAUGGGAAGAAUGCAGGCCAGGAUUAACUAUUGAGGAAAGGAUUCGAAUUUGGAAUAUAUGCAAGACUGGGUACCCUAGCUCCCGAACGGAUCAUGGGCAAGAGGAUCAAAAGAUGUUAUCUGGAUCUUUUAGCAAUAAAAACAAGCCCAUGAUGCCUUACCCAACAAAUGGAAUGGUGCCCGUUGCUGUAAAAAGUAGUGGUAAGGGAGUUCUAAAACUCAAAACAACAGCAAAUAAUUCCAUACAAACAGGCAUAGAAAAGCUAGAGAUGACUGAUACAAGGCCUCGACCCAAAGGUGUACUCAAAAUAGUACCUCGAGGCCAUCUCACUAGAACUGAACCACCAAGAGCAGUGCCAUUUAAGAGAGAGAAAGGUCCCUUGCCUCCUGCAUUCAUAGUUCCCAAAGAUCCCAGGUGGGGAGGAGAGCUCCUCAAAGAAGAAGACCGCAAUGACGGAAAGAGAUUUUCAGAAGAUUUGCACAACCCAAGGAGAUAUUAUCGUGGAAGUAGUGUAAGGGAAGAGCACUUCUACCACGAUGAACUUUGGGGAGCUCCGACUAAGCAAAAGAAUGAGCUUCACUCAAGCAUAUACAGAUACCCAUCAGAGCCUUAUUGUGAUUUAGAGGAGCAUCAAAUUACUACAUUGCCCCUUGAUAUGGGACCAGUUUUUAGGGUUCGCGGUGAAAGCCAAGGGCACAUGUCGGAAUUUCACAGUGAGGAGCAGCCAGUGUAUUCAAGAAGCAACCAUUUAGUAGACUCUAACAAGUAUUAUGAUAGUGUACCAAGGGCGAAUGACGGGAACUUGCACAAGAAACAGCAAAACCGAAUUUCAGAGGGCCCUGAAGGUGGUUAUGCGCUGCCCAAAAUCUACAAGAGGAAGAAAAGUAGCAGGAACCUUGAGCCAGUGGAUUUUGCAAGGAGGCCGACUGGUUUAGGAGAACCUGAGGAAAUUAACUACCAGCAUGGUGAGAAAGCUAAGAGUGUGAAGAUAAGGAUUAAGAAAUGGAAAGACUAAUGCUCUUGAUAGGCAGUCUCUACAAGAUAUUGCACCUUCAGGGUGAUGAAUACAGCAUAUGGUUGGUCGAAUUCAUUUGAUAAAGGCCUUCACAGAGGUAGCCAUUCUGAUGCCACAUUGAUGGGGAGAUUAUCUUGUUAUAAGCUUUGGAAUGUGAAUUUUGCUGGGUUCUCAUUUGGCGAAGGUUGGAUCUGGAAGCAUAGUAUUGGAAAUGUCUUCGCUCAAUGAUUAGUAGAGCUCUGAUUCAAGAAAUCAGUUUUUGAAGCUAUAUUUUGGUGGUGGAAAGGAAGAAACAUACUAUCUGAAUGAAAGAUUUGCUGUGACUUGAUGAACUCACCGCUCCUUUUCUUCUCUGUAACAGUGCAACACUGUUUUUGGAUACAUGAGCCCCUGCUCUCUGUCUCUCUCCCUGUCUCUCUCCCUCUCUCUUUCUCUCUCACACACACAGAUAUAGUCUGGUAUGGGGUGUAAAUGUGUACAUUACAUGAUGUAUAUGCAGCUGCAUUUUGGAUGACUGGGUAGACGCAACACCAUUGGGUUGCUGUCCUUCCAGUGAGGGUGGCACUGUUCUCUUGUAUUCACUUGACUGGAUUAUCUGUAAAAAUGUUCAAUGAAUAGCUUGUUAACGAGUUAGUUAUGGAAAGCUUCUGACAUAAACAUACAUAACCUUUUGAGAAA